CACGACAUCCCCCAUUCUAACCGUCCCUCUGGCCGCUGCCGUCCCCGUCUCUCCCUCUCUCUCCGGCCAAAUCAAUCCACCCGCCGGCGGCGAGCACACAGAGGGGCAGGAGCCAACAGCCAAGACAGUCCACCACCACGCCAUGGCGCCGCCCCCGAGCGCCAGCAGCGCCCCCGACGGCGGCCUGGAUCCCAGGGACGUGUGCGUCGUCGGCGUCGCCCGCACCCCCAUCGGCGCCCUGCUCGGCUCCCUCUCCUCCCUCCCGGCCACCAAGCUCGGCUCCGUCGCCAUCCAGGGUGCGCUCCGGCGAGCCAGCGUCGACCCGGCGCUGGUGCAGGAGGUCUUCAUGGGCAACGUCCUCAGCGCCAACCUCGGCCAGGCCCCCGCCAGGCAGGCCGCGCUCGGCGCCGGCCUGCCCAACACCGUCCCCUGCACCACCGUCAACAAAGUCUGCUCCUCAGGGAUGAAGGCUGUCAUGCUUGCGGUGCAGUCGAUUCAGCUGGGGAUCAACGACGUCGUGGUGGCCGGCGGCAUGGAGAGCAUGUCCAACGCCCCCAAAUAUGCUGCAACGGCAAGACGAGGUUCGCGGUUUGGGCAUGACGUCCUGGUCGACGGGAUGCUCAAGGACGGGUUGUGGGAUGUGUACAAUGAUUUCCAUAUGGGGAUGUGCGCUGAGCUCUGUGCAGAUCAGCACUCCAUUACAAGGGAGGAGCAGGAUGCUUAUGCCGUCCAGAGCAACGAGCAUGGAAUAGCAGCUCGGGACAGCGGCGCGUUUGAUUGGGAAAUUAUUCCGGUUGAAAUUCCUUCUGGUAGAGGCAGGCCACCAGUUGUUGUUGACAAGGAUGAGAGUCUUGCAAAGUAUGAUCCAGUGAAGCUCAAGAAACUUGGACCGGCUUUUAAGAAGAAUGGCUCUGUAACUGCCGGCAAUUCUUCUAGUAUAAGCGACGGUGCUGCUGCAGUUGUGCUAGUCAGUGGGGAGAAAGCCAAGAGCCUUGGCCUUCAAGUUCUUGCAAGGAUCAGAGGGUACGCUGAUGCUGCUCAGGCACCUGAGCUAUUUACAACAACUCCAGCUCUUGCUAUCCCAAAGGCUAUAUCAAAUUCAGGUCUCCGAGACUCGCAAAUAGAUUAUUAUGAGAUAAAUGAGGCUUUCUCGGUUGUUGCAGUGGCGAAUCAGAGACUUCUUGGAAUCUCUCCUGGAAAACUGAAUAUAAGUGGCGGUGCUGUUUCUCUGGGCCAUCCUAUCGGUUGCAGUGGUGCACGAAUUAUAGUCACGCUGCUCGGGAUUCUUAGACAGAAACAUGGGAAGUUUGGGGUUGCCGGAGUUUGCAACGGCGGGGGCGGAGCUUCAGCCAUCGUUGUAGAGUCCAUGCAGCCUUCAUCGCGCCUGCGUUCGUCGCUGUGAUGUGAAGUUGUCAUCAUGAGCAAAGUAGCGAAAGCCCAGGUGUAAAGUAUGUUGUAUGUUUCUUCUUCUUUUGUAAUCUUGUGUGAAGUGUAGAGUGGGUCUGAUCCAUGCAUGGUGUAUCAAUUCAAAUACGACGCAUCGAUCGACCGAUCAAUCGUACAAUGUAAAAUAAGUUGACCUUGCACUAGUCGCGCAAGGUCUGAUCUUGUUUUACUGGAUAACAGAUGUGCAGAGGAAGGAAGGAAUGAUGCAAGGAAUGAAGGAAUAAAUCUUGUGAAAUA
Molecule: messenger RNA, 1683 nt
Organism: Hordeum vulgare subsp. vulgare (domesticated barley)
Lineage: Eukaryota; Viridiplantae; Streptophyta; Magnoliopsida; Poales; Poaceae
Product: acetyl-CoA acetyltransferase, cytosolic 1-like
Exons: 13
Coding region: 143-1402 (419 amino acids)
Biological process (GO): fatty acid beta-oxidation
Molecular function (GO): acetyl-CoA C-acetyltransferase activity
Source: RefSeq, a predicted model, not a curated record